This is a messenger RNA of Micromonas commoda, 498 nucleotides long. RefSeq lists its product with no specific name. Gene Ontology annotation, biological process: protein polyubiquitination; ubiquitin-dependent protein catabolic process. The record is from RefSeq and is a predicted model, not a curated record. The coding region runs from base 1 to 498 and encodes 165 amino acids. The transcript is spliced from 3 exons. NCBI's taxonomy places the organism in Eukaryota, Viridiplantae, Chlorophyta, Mamiellophyceae, Mamiellales, Mamiellaceae. Gene Ontology annotation, molecular function: ubiquitin conjugating enzyme activity.
AUGUCGGACCAGGCGGUGCUGCUGCUCAGGAAGCAGCUCAAGGAGCUUAGCAGGAACCCCAUCGAGGGCUUCUCGGCGGGUCUCAUCGACGAUUCCAACGUCUUCGAGUGGGAGAUCAUGAUCAUGGGUCCCCCCGACACCAUGUACGAGGGCGGGUUCUUCAGGGCCAACAUGGUGUUCCCCAAGGACUACCCCAACAAUCCCCCGUCGGUGCGGUUCGUGAGCGAGAUGUGGCACCCCAACGUGUACAACGACGGCAAGGUUUGCAUCUCCAUCCUGCACUCCCCGGGCGACGACCCCUUGGGGUACGAGCAGGCGAACGAGCGGUGGAGCCCGGUGCAGACGGUGGAGACCAUCAUGCUGUCCAUCAUCAGUAUGCUCUCGUCGCCCAACGACGAGUCCCCGGCCAACAUCGACGCUGCCAAGCAGUUCAGGGAGGACCUGCCGGGGUUUCGGAAGAAGGUUUCGCAGUGCGUGCGCAAGAGCCAGGAGAUGUGA